This is a messenger RNA of Rattus rattus (black rat), 1715 nucleotides long. It is a transcript of the gene Samd3, whose product is annotated as sterile alpha motif domain containing 3. The record is from RefSeq and is a predicted model, not a curated record. Lineage: Eukaryota; Metazoa; Chordata; Mammalia; Rodentia; Muridae. Gene Ontology annotation, molecular function: protein binding.
GUAUGCUCCGGCUGUCUGCUAGUUAAGCUGAGGGAUGCCUGUGGAAAUCAAGUAGGAGAAGGUGCAUUGACAAGAAUCCGACGAUGGAAACGUGGUCAGUUGAUCAGGUCUGCAAAUGGUUGGUGGAGAAAAACUUAGGUGAGCUAGUCCCCAGGUUUCAAGAGGAAGAAGUCAGUGGGGCUGCACUCCUGGCCCUUAAUGAUCGGAUGGUACAGCAACUGGUAAAGAAAAUUGGACACCAGGCUGUUCUGAUGGACUUCAUUAAGAAAUACAAGCAGAGUAAUCAAGGGCUGAAGCCCUCGGGAGGUUCCACAGAGACGUCCCUGCUGACCCUGGUACAAGCGGCCCCUGACUAUGAGCAUGAACAAAACCUCAGUCCCACCAGCCAUGGGGACCAGACAUCUUUGCAUCCGGCAGUCCUCGACAAUAGACUCAUUGACCAAAGAGUAUUGAAGCAGAGAAGAAAUGUGAAACAUGUUCUAGCAAGGCAUAAAGCAUUGCAGUGGACCAAGUCCUACAUCUUACCGGAGUUCCCCUAUGAUGUCAAGUGUGUGUUGGCAGAGCAGAAGCGCCCCGACCACAGCAUGCGGAUCAGGAUCAUUGAGUUUCUCCAGGCAGAUAUGACUAAGUACCUGGAAGGCUCACUGUACCCCACCACCCAGCAGUACAACGAUGUGGUCAAUGCUCUGCUGCAGGCUCACCCUUUCCUGGAUGAGGACGGCUGUGGCUUUUUUUUAUGGAAACGAGCCCUCAAGGAUCGCUUUAAAUAUGUCCGAAGACCCAUAGAAGACGAUGAACAAGUCAUGAGAAAUAAGUGUAAAUUUGGACACCGAAGAGGCCAGACAAGGAAGUCUCUCGCUGACAUAAGAUCUAACGAAAUUAAAAUUGUGCAGAUAAAAGAAGAUUCUGUUUACCUAGACUCGGAGGUGGAUGAGCACAUUAACUGGUUCCAGCGAGCGUAUGUGAAAACAGACAGGGACUGGAGAGAAGUUGACAAGAGGAUGAGUCAAACUUUGGAAAUAAGAAGAAAGAUGAUUGGGGGCUGAACCCCUCUCAAGGACAUUCUUAAGAUGGUUCCUUUCCUGAAGUACCCUUGCCAGAUGUUCAGAGAAGUUCAAAUUCUUACAACAGAUAUUUAUAAGAAAACAAGGCAUAUCCUGGAAUCCUACUCCGAAAAUAUACUGACUGCUUUUUCAGCGCUGGACAAUCCAACCAACACUGCACUGCAAGAGAAGAUGAAACCAUACACGGAUGAAGGGGUGCUGCAGUAUAUGAAGAUGACUGCCAUGUGUUUGCUCCUCCCACAUGUUUUGGGGGUUGAGCCCAGCCUUUUUGUCAUUGUGAAUGAGAAGGUACGCAGUAUGUGCAUGUAUGUGUCCACGCCUGUGUUGGAAGUUACAAAUCCUUUCCUCGCCAACAGCUUUGAGUUUUCUCUGUAUGUGAACAAAGAGAAGCUCACGAAGGUGGAUGACUGUGUCACAGCUCUGGUUGCUUUGGUGGCUGCUUUCCUUGUGUUUGGCAUCGAGUGUCCGAGAAGACUGUCCCAAACCUUCAACUUCCUAGAGACGUUGAUCUUUGAUGUGCAGAGUCCUCAGUUUCCCUCUUUGAAAGGAGAUCAGAUCUCAACCUCCGAUCACUGAAGAGCAUCUGAAUGAACCCUCCAGGGUGAUGCAAACUUCACAGACAACUGCAGCUUCAUCUUAGAAUAGCCUUAG